AAACCGCAUUACAAUAGUUUGUUGCAAAAAUAAACACCAUAGCAACGUUCCCACAUGUUCCAGUGUUUUCUCGAAUAAUAACAAGUGUUAGUGCGGUUACGACCCUAACAACAAAUUAAAACAGUCAAUAAAUUUUUAUCUCAGUCAAAAUAAUUACUUCAAACGAGUGAUUUUGAUUGUUUGAAGUUAGAAGACAAAUUAUUAUACAUCGAAAAUGACGAAAGAAGACCAAUUUGAUGGGAUGUUGUUAGCGAUGGCCCAACAACAUGAAGGAGGAGUACAAGACCUUUUAGAUACAAUUUUCAGUUUUUUAGCCAGAAAAACUGAUUUUUAUACCGGGGGAGGGGAAGGAGCUGCAGAGAAGUUAUUAUUAACCAAGUUUAAAAAACAUGAAGCAACUGCCUUAACCAGAAUGAAUAUCGAGAAAGAAGAACGAGCUGAAACAGCUAGAAGACGCAAGGAAAAAUUAGAAAAAAAGAAAUUAGAAGAAAUGGAAAGUAUGGAAAGUGAACCGUGUAAAAUUGUUGAACUUUCAGAUGAACAAGCUGAAAAACUUCAAGCCGAAUUGAAUAAUGAGAAAUCGAAUAAAACUCAAAAUGGAGAACAAUUAUCUGCUGGACCAAGUAAAGAAGAAAAAAUGGAAAGUGAUGAGAAAAAAGGUGAUGAAAUUGAUGAUGAUGAUCCUGCUGAAAAAGGGAAAUUAUUACCUAAUAGUGGAAAUGGUGCCGACAUGCCUAACUACCGAUGGACACAAACUCUUCAGGAAAUUGAACUAAGAGUUCCGCUUAAAGUUAACUUUACUGUGAGGCCUAGAGAUGUUACCGUCACGCUUACAAAGAAGCAUCUAACUUGUGGUCUUAAAGGUCAACCUCCGAUUAUAGAUGGUGAUUUUCCUCAUGAAGUUAAACUAGAAGAAUCUACAUGGGUAAUUGAGGAUGGAAAAAUACUUCUUAUCAAUUUGGAGAAGGUAAAUAAAAUGCAAUGGUGGGCUCAUAUUGUAACUACAGACCGUGAAAUUAGUACUAAGAAAGUCAACCCUGAACCUAGCAAACUUUCUGAUCUCGAUGGUGAGACUCGAGGACUUGUGGAAAAAAUGAUGUACGACCAAAGGCAAAAAGAACUUGGUCUACCAACUUCUGAUGAACAGAAGAAACAAGAUGUUAUAAAGAAAUUUAUGGAGCAACAUCCGGAAAUGGAUUUUUCCAAAUGCAAAUUCAAUUAAACUACACCAACAUUUUCAUUCUAAACACUGCUUUUCCGUUCGAGGUACGUCGAUUCCAACGU
Messenger RNA from Chelonus insularis, 1284 nucleotides. RefSeq names its product nuclear distribution C, dynein complex regulator (gene nudC). The record is from RefSeq and is a predicted model, not a curated record. The transcript is spliced from 7 exons. Gene Ontology annotation, cellular component: cytoplasm. Gene Ontology annotation, biological process: protein folding. NCBI's taxonomy places the organism in Eukaryota, Metazoa, Arthropoda, Insecta, Hymenoptera, Braconidae. Bases 215 to 1222 code for a protein of 335 amino acids.